UAUAAGACUUGGGGCCUCCUGAAGCCCAUUCGCAGGCUUAGGGCCGACUCACAUCUCCAGACCAAUGGGCCGCGUAAACUUUCAUCAGCCCAGUUAAGAAACCACCAUCAACAUAUAAAUUCCUUUCUCACAAAAACCCUAAUGCACAUUUCCUUCCGCACACCGCACAAAUCUUCAGAUCUCUGCUUCUCUCUGAGCAAAGCUCGAAAAUGGCGACCCAAAUGAGCAAAAAGAGAAAGUUUGUGGCUGAUGGAGUGUUCUUUGCGGAGUUGAACGAGGUCUUGACUCGUGAGCUGGCUGAGGAUGGAUACUCUGGGGUCGAGGUCAGGGUUACACCGGUGAGGACCGAGAUCAUCAUCCGCGCGACUCGCACGCAGAAUGUCCUCGGUGAGAAAGGGAGGAGGAUCAGGGAGCUGACCUCUGUGGUGCAGAAGAGGUUCAAGUUUCCGGAGAACAGCGUUGAGUUGUAUGCUGAGAAGGUUAACAACAGGGGUCUUUGCGCCAUUGCCCAGGCCGAGUCCCUUCGUUACAAACUCCUUGGUGGCCUUGCUGUUAGAAGGGCAUGCUAUGGUGUUUUGAGGUUCGUUAUGGAAAGUGGGGCCAAGGGAUGUGAGGUGAUUGUUAGUGGCAAACUGAGGGCCCAGCGUGCAAAGUCCAUGAAGUUCAAGGACGGGUACAUGAUUUCUUCUGGUCAGCCCGUGAAAGAGUAUAUCGACUCUGCUGUUAGGCACGUUCUUCUCAGACAGGGGGUACUUGGCAUCAAGGUGAAGAUAAUGCUCGACUGGGAUCCAAAGGGCAAGCAGGGGCCCACAACCCCUCUUCCUGAUCUUGUCACGAUUCACCCUCCAAAGGAAGAGGAGUUCAUCAAGCCAGCUGCAGCUAUUGUGCCAACUGAAGUUGAGGUUCAAGCUUAGAGAGAGUUGAAAGCUGAAGUUUGUUUUGCAUUUUCUUUUCUUGAGGGCCAUAGUUGUUAUGCUUGAGUUAUGAGAACCCUAGAAGCAUUUAUUUGCUUGACCAAUUUCUUACUUCAACAGUAAAUUUUGUUUGGCUUCUGUUGCGAGAUAUUUAUUUGGCUGCAUAAUAUCUAAUUUAAUUUUCUUGUUAUUUGUGAGCAUUAUGGGCGGGAUUCGAUAUAAAAUUUUCUUACCUGACUGGA
Molecule: messenger RNA, 1156 nt
Organism: Striga asiatica
Lineage: Eukaryota; Viridiplantae; Streptophyta; Magnoliopsida; Lamiales; Orobanchaceae
Source: the annotation of a GenBank genome assembly